AUGUCGAUGUUCAAGACGGCCCAGAAUGUCCGCGCAGUGGUAACUCUUUUCCACAACCCAAACAUUGCCAAGAGCCGCAAUCUGCUCAAUUACAUUGAGAAAACCUAUCCUGACAAUGCCAGCCGGCGUUUUGAUUUCGAGGUGAACGAUCGCCAACCGACUAAGGAGCAACUAACCCAUUUGGAGCGCCUAGCUCCGAAAUAUCGCAAGGAAUUCGAAGCCGAGGGAAUCCCGCGGCCCACGCUGGUUGAUUGGUUCAAUGGCAAGAUUGCUGUCGACAACGAGUCAUCCGCGAAGGAGAUUCUGGAGGAAAUUAAGUAG
Messenger RNA from Wickerhamiella sorbophila, 321 nucleotides. RefSeq lists its product as hypothetical. NCBI's taxonomy places the organism in Eukaryota, Fungi, Ascomycota, Dipodascomycetes, Dipodascales, Trichomonascaceae. The record is from RefSeq and is a predicted model, not a curated record. Gene Ontology annotation, cellular component: mitochondrion. The transcript has a single exon. Gene Ontology annotation, molecular function: oxidoreductase activity. The coding region runs from base 1 to 321 and encodes 106 amino acids.